AUGGCGUCUAGUGGACCUGAUGUCUGUUGUCAGCAAGGCUUCAGAUACGAAGGUCAGCCCCAGGGAGAAACCAAGCAGAUCAAUCUUUUGCCAGGCUCAACAUCCACAAUUCAUCAGUUCAAUGCUUAUUUCAGCUAUCCAGAGCCUGGUCACAAAGGUGAUGAUGAUAAGGCUGUUCUCAUCCUGACUGACAUCUUUGGUCUGUACGAAAAUACUCAGCUGCUGGCCGAUGCAUUUGCGGCCGAGGGAUACUUGGCGGUAGUUCCAGACCUCUUCAGUGGUGAUGCUGCUACCUUCGAUGCUGUUCGCACCGGCACAUUUGACCAGCAGAGCUGGAUCUCACAGCAUACCACUGCUCAGAUCGACCCCGUUGUUGCAUCAAUUAUUCACUAUCUAAGGCAAGAACUUGCCCUAAAGAGAAUCGCCGGCGCAGGAUACUGCUUUGGCGCGAAGUAUGUCUGUCGUUUCUUAAAGCCAAGUGGGUUGGAUGUAGGUUACCACGCGCAUCCUUCCUUUGUAACAAAAGAGGAGUUGGCUGGUAUCUCUGGCCCGAUUUCUAUUGCCGCUGCUGAACAUGACCACAUUUUCACCACCUCUCUCCGUCACGAAUCCGAGGAGAUUCUAGCCAACAGCCAAGGUGCCUGGCAAUUGAAUUUGUUUGGAGGUGUCAAACAUGGAUUCGCAUUGCGGGCUGAUCUGACAGAUACUCAUCAGAAAUGGGCGAAAGAGCAGGCAUUUUAUCAAGCGGUAUCCUGGUUCCGCAAGUAUUUGUGA
Messenger RNA from Penicillium canescens, 774 nucleotides. RefSeq lists its product as uncharacterized. The record is from RefSeq and is a predicted model, not a curated record. The transcript has 3 exons. NCBI's taxonomy places the organism in Eukaryota, Fungi, Ascomycota, Eurotiomycetes, Eurotiales, Aspergillaceae. Gene Ontology annotation, molecular function: hydrolase activity. Bases 1 to 774 code for a protein of 257 amino acids.